Triticum turgidum subsp. durum (durum wheat) is the source of this 594-nucleotide messenger RNA. The record is from the annotation of a GenBank genome assembly. NCBI's taxonomy places the organism in Eukaryota, Viridiplantae, Streptophyta, Magnoliopsida, Poales, Poaceae.
AUGCGCGUUGCUGCGACGCGGCCCGCCUCCUCCGCUCCCGUUGCCCUCCUCGCCGCUCUAGCCCUCCUCUUCCUCGUCGGCUCCGCCUCCCUCGCCAUCGGAGCCAUGGCCAGCCACGUCCUCGGCGGCAAGAGCGAGAACCCCGCCGCGGCCAACAGCCUCGAGGCCGGCCGGAAGAAGCUGUACGAGGCCAAGGUCUGGGUCAAGCCGUGGCUCGACUUCAAGGAGCUGCAGGAGUUCCGCCACACCGGGGACGCCACCUCCUUCACCAUCUCCGACCUCGGCGCCAAGAGAGGGGGACAUGAGCCUGGAUGGCGUGAUGUGCCUGUGCAUGAUCCUGUAGUCAAAGAUGCUGCAAGCCAUGCUGUGAAAUCAAUCCAGCAGAGGUCGAAUUCCCUUCUCCCAUAUGAACUUGUUGAAAUCGUUCGCGCAAAGGCUGAGGUGGUUGAAGACUUCGCCAAGUUUGAUAUCCUCAUGAAACUGAAGAGAGGGACCAAGGAGGAGAAAAUGAAAGCCGAGGUGCAUAAGAACCUCGAGGGAGCUUUUGUGCUGAACCAGAUGCAGCCAGAGCAUGACGAAUCUAGCAGCCAGUGA